CUCUGAAAUUCUAGCACUUGGACGCUCUCAGCUUGAAUUUAUAUCGUCCUCGACUUCAUACACCCGCUGUUGUGCACGCGAGCCUGACCCGCGCACCUCCUAGCCAAGACCGCCCCAGCCCACCCCAGACUUUCCAAGACAUACCCCAUCCUCGGCUGGAUUUGCUAUGGGCGCCCUAUGAGCUCAGCAUUCCGACGCCAGCGUUGCCAUCAUGAAUGACCUGUCCACGCUUCUGGGAGACCCCGUGACCGACCCUGAGGAAGACGCCUUUCUCGUUUUCUCGCAAGAAGUCCCGUUCCAGUCAAACCUUGGCUUCAUCGAUUCGCACGCAGCCGAGCUCAAGGUCAGCAUCGGCGGGAGAGACCUCACCAUCCGGCAGUCGCAUGGCCUCCUCACAUCGUCCCGCAAGCAGGGCACCACAGGCGCAGUCGUUUGGAAAGUGACGCCUCUCUUCGCCGCGUGGAUCUCAUCCCCAAACUUCCUUUUCAAGUGUGGCUUCUUAAGCCCUGCGAGCACAGCCAUCGAGCUCGGCGCUGGCGUCGCCGGCGUCGUUGCCUUGACGCUCGCCCCGCUGAUCAAUAGAUAUAUCGCCACCGACCAGGAAUAUGUGCUCAAGCUUUUGAAGCAGAACAUUACCGAUAACUUACCUGUCACUAGUACCAAAAGACCAAAGACGAAGAAGAAAACGUCUCGUUCAGUCCCAGAAGGGAAAGGCAGCAUUGAAACGCUCGAGCUCGACUGGGAACUGAAUUCCGUUUCUUCGUUGCCUACUCAGCUCGGCCUGCACGAACGCGCAGGUGUCGACCUUGUCAUUGCCUGUGACUGUAUCUACAACGAGAGUCUCAUUGAGCCGCUGAACAACACAUGUGCUCAGAUCUGCAAGCUACGCUCUCAUGAAGAGCAGGACAAGCCGACCAUCUGCCUUGUAGCACAACAGCUUCGAGCUCACGAUGUGUUUGAAGCUUGGUUAAAGAGUUUUCAUGAACACUUCCAUGUGUGGCAGGUGCCGGACAAACUCCUGACUCCCUCCCUGCGGGAGAAGUCCGGUUUCGUUGUUCACGUCGGGAUUGUGCGAUGACAACAGUAUUAUUGACAGUUUUGCGUUUAUAGCGAGUUUCUAAUAUAUCCAACAUCGACACUUCCCGUGCAACAUCACGGUA
Molecule: messenger RNA, 1160 nt
Organism: Paraphaeosphaeria sporulosa
Lineage: Eukaryota; Fungi; Ascomycota; Dothideomycetes; Pleosporales; Didymosphaeriaceae
Exons: 3
Coding region: 212-1078 (288 amino acids)
Source: RefSeq, a predicted model, not a curated record